Molecule: messenger RNA, 234 nt
Organism: Botrytis byssoidea
Lineage: Eukaryota; Fungi; Ascomycota; Leotiomycetes; Helotiales; Sclerotiniaceae
Exons: 2
Coding region: 1-234 (77 amino acids)
Source: RefSeq, a predicted model, not a curated record
AUGAAUGACCUUGGCACGCCAACUCCCCUUCCUCCAUUCAUCCCCCCAAAUACUAUCCAGCAUGUCACCAUCUCACUCACAGUGGCAGAGUCCAUCCAAUACGAGCCUUCCCAAACACACACCUCGCUAGCACUCCAGCCAAAGCUAUCCAUUCGUGUUAUGCCUGUCGUUAUACAUAGUAACAAACAAACAAACAAACCAACCAAACCGCAUUUCCCCAUAACAAUCCCAUAA